Colletotrichum siamense is the source of this 588-nucleotide messenger RNA. RefSeq lists its product as uncharacterized. Gene Ontology annotation, molecular function: peroxiredoxin activity. The record is from RefSeq and is a predicted model, not a curated record. Lineage: Eukaryota; Fungi; Ascomycota; Sordariomycetes; Glomerellales; Glomerellaceae. The transcript is spliced from 3 exons. The coding region runs from base 1 to 588 and encodes 195 amino acids.
AUGCGUCUCCCUUACGUUCCCAACCCUCCCCCUACCACCACCCCCGAGGACGCGGCCAUCGUAUCCCGCAUCGAAGCCCGCCGCGCCCCCCGGCCCCUCCAAGCCCUCGACCUCACCCUCCUGCACGCCCCUCCCGUCGCCGACGGCUGGAACUCCUUCCUUGGCGCCGUUCGCACCCAGACCACCAUCGGCGCCGACGUGCGCGAGCUCGCCAUCUCCCGCGUCGCCGUCGUCAACAAGGCCUGGUACGAAUGGGGCCACCACGCGCCCCUCGCCGUCAAGGCCGGCGUUCCUACUGCCGGCAUGGACGCCAUCAAGACCGAGGCGCCCUUGGAGCUGAGCGCGAGGCCCGAGGUCCUGAGUGAGCAGCAGUGGGCCGUGUUGGUCUACGCCGAUGAGAUGACGAGAAACGUGAGGGUCAAGGACGAGACCUUUGCGGUGCUCAAGGGCCUGUUCAAUGAGAGGGAGGUUGUCGAGAUUACUACGACGGUUGCGUGCUACAACUGCGUGAGCCGCUUCUUGGUGGCUCUCGAUGUUGGCGAGAGGAACAGCACAGGCCCCGAUGAUGUCGAGCUGCCUAGUCACUAA